AUGGACUACAAAGGUCGGGCCAUCGAGCCCAUGCAUAUUGAUCGGAAGUCGCUAUAUGUCAACUUGGAAUCACGGAUCAAGUACCUGCACCACUUCCUUGAGUGGACCUCUGCCGAUGUCGAGGCCCUCCAGAGCGGAGCUAAAUACCUGAAGCAACUCAUCCCUGCAGUCGUCAACCUCGUCUACAAGAAACUAUUAGUUUAUGAUAUCACCUCGCGUUCUUUCCACACCCGAAACACUGCCGAUGAACGUGACCCAGAUAAAGAAUGGUUGACCGAGGAGACACCCCAGAUUAUGCGACGAAAGAUGUUCCUCCGCUGGUACCUCACUCGUCUGUGUCAAGAUCCUUCUACUAUGGAAUUCUGGCGCUACUUGGACAAAGUCGGUGUCAUGCACAGUGGUGCCGAGCGUCUGCAUGCCCUUAACAUUGAAUACAUCCAUAUGGGCGCCUGUCUGGGCUACAUCCAAGAUAUAUUCACCGAAGCCCUGAUGUCACACCCUCAACUCUCUAUGCGCCGAAAACUAGCUCUCGUCCGAGCCAUUAACAAGAUCAUCUGGAUCCAGAAUGACCUGUUCGCCAAAUACCACUGCCGCAAUGGUGAAGAGUACGCUGAUGAAAUGUCUCUAUACACUAUUGGUUCCGAAGGUUAUAUCGGCGACAAGAAGAUCCUCGGUAGCAGCUCCAGUUCUAGCGAAGACGACCGAUCUAGCGUUCACAGCACCGAGGCUCCAUCGAUUGCUCCCUCUACAGCACCCUCCACCAUCCCCCCGCAUGGCCUAGAGAUUCCGGCCAGCUUGCGUGCCCCUGGUUCUCCUAGCACUGGUGCUUGUCCAUUUGCCAGCAUGGCGGGGCCUUCAACAACCGAAACCAAGAUCUGGUCUGGCAAUAAUUAA
Molecule: messenger RNA, 894 nt
Organism: Penicillium taxi
Lineage: Eukaryota; Fungi; Ascomycota; Eurotiomycetes; Eurotiales; Aspergillaceae
Product: protoglobin family protein
Exons: 3
Coding region: 1-894 (297 amino acids)
Molecular function (GO): oxygen binding; heme binding
Source: RefSeq, a predicted model, not a curated record